AUGAGCUUUAUUCCCCCCUCUUGCGGGAUUAUUGCCAGCGAUGGACAGAGAGAGGAAGGAGAAACAGCGGCUGGUGUUUCUUGAUUUUCACGGUUAUAAACGCGCAGAGCAUCGCAAGAGGACGCUGACUUUUUAAUUAGCACAUUAGAGAGCCUUUAAAAGUGUUGGAAAUAUUGUAAAAGUCAGUUGCGCACGUGUUAUAGAACCCCCAAAGAUCCAAAAAGAGGCGCAACCAUGACGACCGAGAGCUCCAAGCAACUUUUGGAUCCAUCUCGCUCCAGUCCAGCGGCCGAUGCUCUGAAUGUAACUCUGCUGAGCGCACAGCCGGUGAUGGAGAGCGCGCACAACGCAUCACCCAAAUGGAAAAAGGGAAACUCGGGUUUGAGGCGCCCUGAAAAGCCUCCAUACUCUUACAUCGCGCUCAUUGUGAUGGCUAUUCAAAGCUCACCGACCAAACGGCUUACUCUGAGUGAAAUCUAUCAGUUCUUGCAGGCUCGCUUCCCUUUCUUUAGGGGAUCAUAUCAGGGAUGGAAAAACUCCGUCAGACACAACCUGUCUCUAAACGAGUGUUUUAUAAAGCUGCCCAAAGGCCUCGGCAGACCCGGGAAGGGUCACUACUGGACCAUCGACCCCAGCAGUGAGUUUAUGUUUGAGGAGGGCUCCUUUCGCCGCAGACCUCGGGGGUUCCGUAGGAAAUGCCAAGCGUUGAAACCGAUGUACAGGAUGAUGAAUGGUAUCGGGUUUGGCACGUCCAUGCUGCCGCAAAACUUUGAUUUCCAAUCACCCUCCGGCUCCUUAGGGUGCCACAACAGCUAUAAUAUAGACCUGAUGGGUAACACAGUGCCAGGUGGCUUCGAGGGACAUCACGUCCCACAUAUGUCAUCAGGCUCCGGGUCAUCGUACAUGGCGGCCUGUCAGGUGGGCUCUAAUGCAGACUAUUGCCCGGACAGCAGCAGCAGCCCCCUGCAGUCCUCCCCAGCCAUGGUAGGCACUUUGGACUGUCAGUCUCCGUAUGCAAAUGCAGCCUCACACUGGAGCUCACCUGGUGUGUCUUCAUACAUCAAACAGCAGUCUUUGGCAUCGAGCAGUCCCACUUCUUCUGCUCUGCACACGGGGAUGUCAUCUUACUCUCUGGAUCAAGGCUAUCUGCACCAUAACGCACGAGACUCCUCCGAGAUUUCAGUGGGACUGUCUCGAUACUCCAGCCACGCAGCUCCUGUGUGUGACAGGAAGGACUUCGUUUUGAACCUAAACGGAAUCUCUUCCCUGCAUCCCAGCACCGGCGGAUCUUACUACCAUCAGCUGCAUCACCACCACCAAAGUGUCUAUCAGGACGUAAAGCCAUGUGUCAUGUGACAAAACACCAAAGACAGAACUGUCAAGACUGUCAAAUGUAACCCUCUGGUGGACUUAUUUUAACAGAAUCUGACCUUUGGUGAAUCGGUGUCAGUGAACUCUGACUUCUUUUUUAAAAUGGUUAUGAUGUGAGGACUUGUUUCCACCCUCAUUACAUGUCUGACUUUACACAUAUGAAUAAGCAAUAUCAACAUUUUACUGAAAACACACGUACCUGAAUUAAAGCUUUCGUGCACUUAAUUUUGUGUUCCUGAAGUUGCUGAAAUUGUUGCAGA
Messenger RNA from Plectropomus leopardus (leopard coralgrouper), 1631 nucleotides. RefSeq names its product forkhead box F2a (gene foxf2a). Gene Ontology annotation, molecular function: RNA polymerase II cis-regulatory region sequence-specific DNA binding; DNA-binding transcription factor activity, RNA polymerase II-specific. Gene Ontology annotation, biological process: animal organ morphogenesis; regulation of transcription by RNA polymerase II. Gene Ontology annotation, cellular component: nucleus. The record is from RefSeq and is a predicted model, not a curated record. Lineage: Eukaryota; Metazoa; Chordata; Actinopteri; Perciformes; Serranidae.